Molecule: messenger RNA, 1312 nt
Organism: Pneumocystis murina B123
Lineage: Eukaryota; Fungi; Ascomycota; Pneumocystomycetes; Pneumocystales; Pneumocystaceae
Product: tRNA-intron endonuclease
Exons: 3
Coding region: 1-1047 (348 amino acids)
Biological process (GO): tRNA splicing, via endonucleolytic cleavage and ligation; tRNA-type intron splice site recognition and cleavage
Cellular component (GO): tRNA-intron endonuclease complex
Molecular function (GO): nucleic acid binding; tRNA-intron lyase activity
Source: RefSeq, a predicted model, not a curated record
AUGAGAGAUCCGCCCCUUCCUUUAACACUCCCUUUCUUUCCUCAUCAUCCUGUUUCUAUUAUAUGGCUUUUAUACAAGAUUUAUAAGGGGUUUCAACCCCAACGUCACUAUAAAGGCAUACUUGACGUUGCAACUGCCUCAGUAUGGGUGACAGAUGCAUCUACUAUAGAUCAACUAUGGAGGUGUGGAUAUUUUGGAAAAGGAAAUUUAAGUCGUAGUACAUUAACGUGGUCAAAACGAAUACAACGAUUAUUUGGAUGGGUUAGUUCAAAUGAGGACUUAACAACUGAAGAACGCACUCAACAAAGACGUCAAGAACGUUUGGAAUUUAAACAUCAGAGGGGCUUAAUUGAGAUGGAAGCGAUUGAUAGAAUUAGAAUUGAAGAAGGGAAAGAGAAACAAAAUAUAAUUGAAGAUAAUAGAAGAAUAACUAGAAGAGAAAAUUAUACAAGAAUAGAAGCUAAAAAGACAGAAAAAUUAGAGAAAUCUAUAUCAGAACUUGAACAUUUACAAUUACAUCUUGAAGAAGCAUUUUUUUUAAGCUAUUCUCUUGGAAUUUUAGAUAUUGAUGUUUCAAAAUAUUUUUCAAUCAAGAAUUCAAUGGAAUUAUUAUUGUUAUUCUGCUCUUUAUCAUCAAUACCGAAGACUGAAAAUGAAAUAGAUGUAGAUAACUCAUUUCUUAUAUCAUAUGUCGUAUAUCAUCAUUAUAGAUCAUUAGGAUGGGUUGUAAAGAAAGGUCUUAAAUUUGGAGUCGAUUGGUUAUUAUAUAAACGAGGCCCUAUAUUUUCUCAUUCAGAAUUUGCUGUUAUAGUAUUACCAUUUUAUCCAGAUAAUAGAAAGAAAGAAUUAUCAUGGCAUUGGUUACACUGUAUUAAUAGAGUUAUAUCUCAAGUAAAAAAAACGAUUGUAUUAUGUUAUGUUCAAAUCCCUUAUGAAACAGUUUUCAAAGACGCAAUUCAAACAAAAAGAAUAGAUCUGAUUCUAAAGAAAUAUAAAAUAAGAGAAAUAAGUGUCAAAAGAUGGCAACCUUCACGCAAUAGAAAUUAAUUUUAUUUUUGACCUAUAAUAAAAAUUCUAAGUUAUAUUGAUUCAUUGAUUUAUUAAAUAACAUGUCCUGAUCGGUAUUGUUCAACAAUUUGGCACGGAUCAUGCUCUUCUGACAAUGAUACACAUAUAUACCCUCCGUUUCCAAGAGAACAACGUGUUUGUGACGUAGGAAAUGGACAUGGACAAUUUGCUGGAUGAUUAACACAUUGCAAUGUAUCACUACAUAAAUAUUUUUGAUCUGAACAUGAAACUUUUGAAAUUAAUC